Caenorhabditis angaria is the source of this 3567-nucleotide messenger RNA. The record is from the annotation of a GenBank genome assembly. Lineage: Eukaryota; Metazoa; Nematoda; Chromadorea; Rhabditida; Rhabditidae.
AUGAAUAUGAAUUUGAAAGCUGAUCCUUGCGAAGAUUUCUACGAAUUUGCCUGUGGAAAUUAUGAGAAGAAUCAUGAAGUUCCAAUUGGCGAAUGGCAAACUUCAAUGAUCGAUGAAAUGAGGAGAAAUGUUGAGAAAUGGUUGGAAAAUUAUUUGGAAAGUUGGAUGCAUGAAGAUCUCAAUUAUCCAUAUGAAUUAGUGAUUAAUUAUACAAGAUCUUGUAUUAAUGAAAAACGAAAAGCUGCGAAAAAUCAUAAAGAUUUGAAGGAAAUUAUUGAUUUGAAAUUUGGAAGAUGGCAUCUUCUUGACAACAAAACUUUUAACAAUGAAUUCAACAACAAUUGGGAAAUUUUAGCGGGAAAUUUAUCACUUUUUGGGAUUCACACUUUCAUCAAACCUGUAGUUGCAUUAAAUCCGAAUAAUAUUUAUCGAAUGGUUUUGGGGAUUUCAACUAACUUGAAAACUGUUGAUGAUGAUGAAACUGAAGAGGAGCGAGAAAUGAAAAGGGAAAUUCGAUUUUAUUUUAUUCGAGAUGUUUUUGAGAUGAUUGGAAUUGAUGUGAAUGAUACGAAAGUUAUUGAUGAUUUAGUGGAUUUUGACAGAAAUGUGACUGAUGUGAGUAGUUACGAAUUUUGACAACGUCUUUGAGCUUUAAAAUCAGAAAAAUCCAUCCGAAAAAGCAAAAAAAAAAAAACAGUUUGUAUGCGGGAUCGAACCCGCCACCCUCAGAUUCAAAAUCCAGCGCUUUACCACUUAACUAUUCGUCUUUUUAUUUGCAGACCACAAAAUGGUCAAUAAAUAAUUUGCAGGCACAAAAGACAUUUGGGACUGCUUAUUUUUUUUUUGAAUGAGAAAUUUCACCUUUCUAGGGGGUUUACUAAGCCUAAGCCUAAUGAAAAAAUUGAAAUUUUAAUUUUUCAACAUUUUUUUUUCUGAAAAAAUGUACUGUUUCAAAAAAACACAUGUUUUUGAAAAAAAUGGAAAACUGCUAGUAUAUGUAGUGUCAGUUGAUUUUAUUUUUCAGCAAAAAAAACAUUUUUUCAAAAAUUUUCAGCUUCUCUCCUACACAUCUGGAAAUUACACGAAUGAGGGAUUUCAGACAAGUUUUGGAGAAUUUAAAGAACUAUACCCAAACAUCAAUUUUGACGCAUAUUUUGUGACAGGUUUGAACAAAUCAAUCCCAAAUUUUCUUCUGGAUAACACGACGAUUCAAAAUAUCAAUCCAGAUUUUUUCAAGAAAUUUGAUGAGUUUAUAAGUGGCAGUGCAAAUGAGACAAUUAAAAAUUAUUUGAUGUGGAAACUUGUGGAAAAAUCAUUGGAAUAUAUGUCUGUUGAAUAUCGAUAUUCAUUGAGUUUGUAUUUAACAUCAAUAAAUGAGCAAAGUGAUUGGCUGAAAAUGGAUUUUAAGUCUUGCGCAGAACAAGCGCUGAAAAUGUUUCCAAUUCCAGUCGGAAGAGAAUAUAUCAAAAAACAUUAUACAAAAAACGACACCAUGGAAAUUGAGAAGAUUUUCGGGAAUUUGAAGAAAGUUAUGAUUGAUAAGAUCAAGAAUUCGACAUGGAUGCAAAGAAAAUCGAAAGAGGGAGCAAUUGCAAAAAUUGAGAAAAUGACAGCUUAUAUUGGAUAUCCUUAUUUAUUUGAUUAUGAGUUGGAAGUGGAGAAACCUUAUGGGAAAAAGAAUCUGAAUCCGAAUGCGUUUUUGAAAAACUUUUUGAAGAUUAGCAAGAUUAAUCAGAAGUGAGUUAGUUUUCCGCAGCUAAAAAUUUGAAUUUCUUUGAAAAAUGCGGGAUGUGCAGUAGAGCGCACUUGCCAUUUUUCGACAAAAAUUUCAAGAAAUGGUGCAAAAUGCUGGAAAUUUUGCGCUGAUUCCGAAUUUACCUAACCUAAAAAUUCUCGCAGGCACCCGGGAUUGAUCCUACACAGCUAAAAAUUUGAAUUUUCUAGAUAAGCGCUGAAUUUGCAAUAGAGCGCACUUGCCAUUUUUAAACAAAAAAUUCAAGAAAUAGUGCAAAAUGGUGGAAAAAACUCGCAGGCACCCGGGAUUGAUCCUACACAGCUAAAAAUUUGAAUUUCUUCAAAAAAUGCAGGAUUCUCAAUAGAGCGCACUUGCCAUUUUUCAACAAAAAUUUCAAUAAAUAGUGCAUAAUGCUGGAAAUCUUACGCUAAUUCCGAAUUUACCAUGAUCAAAAAAAUUCUCCACAGGCACCCGGGAUCGAUCCUACACAGCUAAAAAUUUGAAUUUGCUAGAAAAACGCAGGAUUCUCAGUAGAGCGCACUUGCCAUUUUUUAACAAAAAUUUCAAGAUUUCGCUUUGAAAAGUAGUGCCAAAUGCUGGAAAUCUUGUGCUGAUUCCGAAUUUACCUAACCUAAAAAUUUUCCGGAGGCACCCAUAGCUAAAAAUUUGAAUUUCUUUACAAAUUGCGGAAUGUGCAGUAGAGCGCACUUGCCAUUUUUCGACAAAAAAUUCAAGAAAUAGUGCGAAAUGGUGGAAAAAACUCUCGCAGGCACCCGGGAUCGAUCCUACACAGCUAAAAAUUUGAAUUUCUUUACAAAAUGCGGAAUGUGCAGUAGAGCGCACUUGCAAUUUUUCGACAAAAAUUUCAAGAAAUAGUGCAAAAUGCUGGAAAAAAAAAAAAAAACUCUCACAGGCACCCGGGUUUGAUCCUAUAUAGCUAAAAAUUUGAAUUUGCUAGAAAAACGCGAUAUUUGCAUUAGAGCGCACUUGCAAUUUUUCAACAAAAAUUUCAAGCUUUCGCUUUGAAAAGUAGUGCAAAAUGCUCCAAAUUUUGCGGGGAAUCCGAAAUAUAUUGAAAAAAAAAAUUAAGACAAUAUCUUGCGGACCUCGAAUAUCAUUCACUUUCAAAUUGGGAUGCUUUGGUGACUCAGGUGAAUGCACAUUAUGCCUACCAAAGAAACACAAUAAUAGUGCCAGCCGCAUUCAUAGCCUUUCCACAAUUCGUUCAAAAUUCACCAAUCGCCAUAAAUUAUGGUGGAAUUGCGUCGAGUUUGGCGCAUGAAAUGACACACGGAUUCGAUAGUCAGGGAAGAUUUUAUGAUGAUUAUGGAGAGAAAUUUGAUUGGUGGGAUGAAUUGACAAGUAAAGAAUAUGAUAUUAGAUCACAGUGUUUUAUUGAACAAUAUGAUUUGGAAGUUGAAAAUAAAACUGGGCUGAAUUUUGAUGGAACUUUGACACUUGAUGAAAAUAUUGCGGAUAAUGUUGGAGUCAAAAUUGCAUGGCUCGCUUAUAAAUCUCAAAAAACCUUGGAUAAUCGGAAGUUACCUAAACUUGAGAAAUACACAAGUGAUCAACUAUUUUUCAUUUCUUAUGCUGAUGUGAGAUUCAGAUUUUCUCCUGAAUCUUUAUUUAAUUUUUUUCCGAAAUUUCAGGCGACUUGUCUUUCUGCGGAUGCAGUUUCUCGAAAAGACGCAAUGCAAAAUGCUCACACAUUUGGUGCAACUCGACUAAAUGUUCCUCUUCGAAAUUUUCCGAAAUUUGGGGAAGUUUUCAAAUGUAAAAUUGGAUCGGGAAUGAUGCCAAAUGAAAAUGAAACGUGUCGAAUUUGGUGA